AUUAAUGUUGUUUGAUCACAACUUUAUUUUUUUAUUUAUCGUAUUUUACUCCCUUUUUUUUUUUCUUUUUUAUUUUUUCAAAACAAAUAAAUAUAUGAGCAUAUUUCCACUUUUUAGUACAUCUUGUCUUUUUUUUUUCCCAUAAUUUUUUAAAAAAAAAACUAUGAUUCCUUCAACUGAUUCUGAAUCAAGUGAUUCUGAAAGCGUUUAUUACGAUUGUGAUUUAACCUUUGACUUUAGUCCUUCUUUUCAAGACGUAUUUAACAAUCUUGUAGUUGUUAUUACAGUAGCUGACGAAGAUCAAUUGUUAAAUAAUAAACUUUAUUAUGGAGCAAUAGGCAGAUUAUUGGCUGACAUUGCUUAUAAUGAAGAAGCGCAAUUACAUUUGCAAACUAUAGCUGAUGAGAUUAGAGCUUUACCUAUUGAAAAACAAAGACAAGGAACUAAUGAGUUUAAUGAAAUAUUUAAAAAAUUAUUGGAGAGCGUAGCUACUGAUAUUGCUGUAAAGAAUAACAGCCAAGUUUUAUCUAAUCAAAAUAUUGACGUAAAUGGAGUCCAUGAUAACAAUCAUGAAUCUUCCUCUCCAAUAUAUGUUAUAAUUGAUGAUGAUGAUGAUGAUAAAAAUAUACCACAGCCAGUAAUAAACAGUGGUAACAGUAGACUAUUAAAAAACAAACAGACAAGAUCUUAUUCAAUUUCACCAGAGCUCGAGUGUUUAUUAUGUGGAGUUAAAAUGUAUUUAAAUAACAAGAUUGGUAAAUACCCUUUAUCUUGCUCUGCAUUCCCCAUUUAUAAGCCUAAUGCACCAUUAUAUUGUCUUGGAUGUACCAGACUUCGCAACACAGUCUUUUCUAAUGAAGAGUUUGAAAUCAUGAUAAAAUGGUUCAUCACAGGAGAUAUUGACAAGUUUUCUGUACCAGUUGCUUAUCCAGAUAAUGUAAUCAAGUUAUUUAAUCGUAGAGCACUACUUAUGAAACAGCGAUGCCAAUACAUUGCUGGACCCAAAAAUGCCGUAGCAACAGGAAAGGACUUGUUUAACCUAUAUGCGCGUUCUAAUUGUAAAUGUGCAGUAUCAGGAUUAGGUUGUUAUAUACCUGGCGCAAUAGACAAUUAUAAAAAUCAUUUGAAUCAUGUUGACGAUGUUAGAAAAUAUUUAAAGCCAACAGAUCCCAAAGCUGGAAGAAACUGGAGUAUCAAUAACAUUCAAAUCCUUUGUUAUGCCCUAAACCAAGUAAAGGGCUGUCUACCAGAUGAUGAACUUCGUCGAUGGUUUCAUAUUUUUCGUUCUAACAAUAUCAGCAAAUAUAAAUAAGUCUUUAUCUUCUUACAAGACUUUACUUUUUUCAUGAAUAUACAUUUAUAUAAUAAAAGAAAAUCGCUU
Molecule: messenger RNA, 1381 nt
Organism: Cokeromyces recurvatus
Lineage: Eukaryota; Fungi; Mucoromycota; Mucoromycetes; Mucorales; Mucoraceae
Exons: 4
Coding region: 164-1312 (382 amino acids)
Source: RefSeq, a predicted model, not a curated record